AAAAUAGAACGAGUAAAGAAAAAUAAUUAUAAAUUAUUAUUUUUCUUCUUACUCGUAUUAUUAGACUGUAUUUAUUAUUCUAAAAGAUUCGUGAAGCUAUUGGUUAGAAGAGUCGUAAAAUUUUAUUAAAAAUACUUUCGGUUACGUCACGUUCGAGUACCUUCAAUUUCAUUCGUCAUUCAACAUUGCGCCGAUUUAAAAAUGGCGAUGGAAGGUGCGAAAGACGCUCUCUUGACUUUGAUGAAAAAGAAAGAAAGUAUCGAGGAGGAAAUUAAUUCACUUUUUGCCGUUUUGAAAUCCCAAAACAUUGGAAUGUCAGAUCCAGUUGUUGAUUCUGAGGGUUAUCCGAGAUCCGAUAUUGAUGUUUAUCUCGUCAGGCAGACAAGACAGAGAAUUAUAUGUUUACAAAAUGAUCAUAAGGAAGUAAUGAAACAAAUAGAAGCAGGAUUGUAUUCUUUGCAUGCUGAGCAGAAAGAAUCAAAUAGCAAUUUAUUACAGUCAACUCAAUCACAAGACACUGAAUCACUUUCACCUUUUGCCAAAGUCAACUGUGUUGAUUUAAAUUCUCCAGCAGAUAAUGCUGGUCUGCACAUUGAUGAUAAGAUUAUACAAUUUGGAUCUAUAACUUCCAAAAAUUUUGUUGAUUUGAGUAAUGUUGCAAGUCUUGUACAGCAUAGUGUUGGAAGGCCUAUUCAUGUUAAAGUAAUAAGAGGAACUAGAGUUUUUAAUCUUAGUUUAACACCAGGAACCUGGAGUGGAAAAGGAUUACUUGGGUGUAAUAUAGUUCCUAUGGAAAAGAAGUGAAGAAAAUGUUUUUUCCAUUUAUUCAAAAAUUUAAAGUACAUUAAAGUUGACUCAAUUUUUCAUGCAGUGAUAACUGAGUUCUUGUUAACUGAGACAAAUAUACAACCAUAAGUAAAUCCUGAAAAAAAAAAAAAAUGAUGAUUAUAAUUUAACUAUUUUACAAGGGGUGUUCAAAAAGUAUUGUACCUU
Centruroides sculpturatus (bark scorpion) is the source of this 993-nucleotide messenger RNA. RefSeq names its product 26S proteasome non-ATPase regulatory subunit 9-like. The record is from RefSeq and is a predicted model, not a curated record. Gene Ontology annotation, molecular function: protein binding. The transcript has 7 exons. NCBI's taxonomy places the organism in Eukaryota, Metazoa, Arthropoda, Arachnida, Scorpiones, Buthidae. Gene Ontology annotation, biological process: proteasome regulatory particle assembly. Gene Ontology annotation, cellular component: cytoplasm; nucleus. Bases 202 to 804 code for a protein of 200 amino acids.